AGGAUAAAACAUUUUUGGUGUACCACAGAAAACAUUCACCCGCUUUGGUAUCCCCAAAACUAGCAAUGAGCAGUGGUUUGGGAAAUGCAUGGUUGUAAGAUUAGUUUGAACGAUGACAUGAAAGCGUUGAGGGGAUACCCUAUUCUCAGCCAUGGUCCUUUCAAUAAUCCGCAGCAAUACAGAAAGUUUUCUGCCUCUCAAGACCUUUUCUUGGUCGGUCCAACCGAGACCCAAUUGUCAAUUUUGCAAGAACUGUUACAGAGAUGUGCAAGAAAGAGGGAACCCUUGGAAGGGAAGGCUUGCCAUGGCCGGAUUGUUCGCUUUGGAUUACAAACAGACACAUUGACAUCAAAUAUGUUGAUUAACAUGUAUUCCAAAUGUGGGUUUGUUGAUGUUGCUCGAAUCGUGUUUGAUGAAAUGCCUGUGAGAAGUUCAGUUUCGUGGAGUACCAUGAUUGGUUCGUACACCCGAAUAGGGGAUAAAGAAGAGGCUGUUGGUCUUUUUAAGCAGAUGCAAAGGGAAGGAGCAGAGGUUGAUGGAUUCACCGUCGCGGGCGUUCUUUGCGCUUGUGCUGCGAAAUUGGCUAUGUUUGAGUGCAAACAAUUGCAUGCUUUUGCUCUGAAGACAGCGACUCAUUCGAAUGCGUUUGUGGGCACAGCGUUGCUUGGCGUUUACGCGAGAAGUGGUUUUACUGGGGAUGCGUGCCAGGUUUUUGAGAGCAUGCCGGAGAGGAGUGAUGUCACGUGGAGUUCGAUGAUCGUAGGGUACGUGCAAAAUGAGCUUUAUGAGGAGGCUUUGAAGUUGUUCCGAGAAUCUCAAAAAAUGGGGGUUGAAGAUAACCAGUUUACGAUGUCUUCUGCUCUCUCUGCUUGUGCAGGUUUAGCUGCUCUGAUUGAGGGGAAGCAGAUGCAUGCUACAAUACUGAAAUGUGGUUUUGAUUCAAACAUAUUUGUGGCUUCCACUCUCAUAGACAUGUAUGCCAGAUGCGGAAUCGUUGAGGAAGCUUAUAUCGUGUUUUCAAGUGUAGAAGAUAAGAAUGUGGUUGUAUGGAACACAAUGAUUUCGGGGUUUUCUAGACAUGCUCGCUCAAUGGAGGCUAUGAUCUCAUUCGAGAAAAUGCAGCAGAUGGGUAUGUGCCCAAAUGAAGUUACUUAUGUUGCCAUGUUAUCCGCUUGUGCCCAUAAAGGUUUGGUUGAAAAGGGUAGGAGGUACUUUGAACUAAUGGCGAAAGAGCAUAAUUUGUCACCUAAUGUUUUCCACUACUCAUGCAUGGUUGAUGUUCUCGGUCGGGCGGGACUUAUUCAUGAAGCUAAGGGUUUGAUGGACAAAAUGCCAUUUGAGGCUACUGCAUCCAUGUGGGGUUCGCUUUUGGCCUCAUGCAGAGUCCAUGGAAACAUUAAGGUGGCUGAAGUAGCUGCUACUCAUUUGUUUGAGAUUGAACCUGAUAAUGCAGGAAACCAUGUCUUGCUUUCUGACACCUAUGCAGCUAAGAAACGAUGGGCAGAAGUCAUAAGGGCAAGGAAGUUUCUCAAAGAAAGUGAGGCAAAGAAGGAGAGAGGAAAGAGUUGGAUUGAAGUCAAAGACCAGGUUCACACAUUCAAUGUAGGGGAAAGAAGCCAUCCUAGAAUUGUUGAGAUUUGUUCGAGGUUGGAAGAUUUGCUGCAGGAGAUGGAAAAGCUGGACUAUAGGGUUGAUACCAAACACGACCUCCAUGAUGUGGAAGAAUUGAGAAAGCAAGAACUAUUGAGGCACCAUAGUGAGAAGCUAGCCCUCACGUAUGGAUUGAUGAGUUUGCCUCCAAAUGUCCCUAUUAGAAUCAUGAAGAAUCUCAGAAUAUGUGGGGACUGCCAUUCCUUUAUGAAGCUUGCAUCGAACAUUACAGGAAGGGAAAUCACCGUGAGGGACACAAACCGCUUUCACCAUUUCAAGAAUGGAUUUUGUUCCUGCGGGGAGUUUUGGUGAUGGAAUGCUGUUCAAUGGCUUAUGCUUUAUGAUGUUUUGUGCUUUGCUUAUUGGUUAGAUACUCCAUUGUUGACUCGAGGAUUCUCCCCUCGCAUCUAACCAAAAGAUUUUUGAGAAUUAGUUUCGUUGGUCACCAGCCCAUUUUCUGAAAUCGGAGACAGAUCCUUGUCAGAUGCAAUGUGAUCUGUUUGGUGUUACCUGAGGAUUUUAUUUAGCCCUGAGAAAUAACAUAAUGUAUUAAUGGGGCUCUCUUUGAGCCUUCAUCUUACCUGAGAAUUACUAGAUAAAAGGAGUAUCUAUCAUUCCCCAGUACUACAUAAAAGGAGUAUCUAACAUAAUGUACUGAUCUGUUCAGUGUCUCCGUUGGAUUUGGGUCUCCGUGUAGUACAAGAUACGAUCUCUGUGGAAUUCAUCGACAAGAGGGCAACUUUUACAUGUUUCUUGUCGUCCUGGGUUAUGAGUCAAUGAGGGCAACUUUUACGCGUUUCUUGUCGUCCUGGGUUAUGAGCGAAUACGGUGUGGUGGAGUCGUGGACUAAGCUGUACAUUAUCGAUAUGCUGGAUUGGAUACCGACUGUUUUUGGUCUUAGGCAGAGUGGUUAGUUGCUGAUGGCUACGAGGGGUGGAGACUUUGUUUCAUAUCACUGUGGGAGCAAGCGCGUUGAGAAACCUGGGAUGCGAGCCGUCAAAUUCUCGAAUUAUGCUGAGAGUUAUGUGGAGAGCCUUGUUUUGCUCUACGGUACGAAUGGGGACUUUCAAGGGCAAUAUAGUCACGUUGAUUCACUUGGAGAUUCUCAUGGGGGACAAAAGGAGGAAGUGGAUGAGGAAACACUUGAAAGGGCCCUCUGGAGGAAUUUUCUGUUUGCAUCUGCUUUUGUAACUGGUAGCCUGAUGGAGUUCCUGAUUAGGCUUGGGAAUUAAGCUCGGUUCAGUUUUUGUGGUCAGAGACAUGAAAGUAGCAGUGGUAAGUCUGAUUUUCAUAACCAUUGCAGUGGGAAUGUUGUUUUUUGGAGUUUGCUAGUGGACUGGUUGCCGCAAGGACUGCUUGCCCAGGUUGGUAUAUUUUACAGAAUGGAGUCUCGUCAAUUAGUUAAUGUCCUUUUUUUAUUCUAAAUUAUAGUAUAUUACUGGGUUAUCUUCA
This is a messenger RNA of Rhododendron vialii, 3102 nucleotides long. RefSeq names its product pentatricopeptide repeat-containing protein At5g04780, mitochondrial. Lineage: Eukaryota; Viridiplantae; Streptophyta; Magnoliopsida; Ericales; Ericaceae. The transcript has a single exon. Gene Ontology annotation, molecular function: zinc ion binding; protein binding; RNA binding. The record is from RefSeq and is a predicted model, not a curated record. Bases 85 to 1962 code for a protein of 625 amino acids. Gene Ontology annotation, biological process: RNA modification.